CGAAACCAUAAUUUUCCCGCUUUUCCGCCACCGGUUUCGUGAUAUGUGUGUGCGUGUGUAAUACACGGCUUUUCAUUCGGAAGUUAAAUUCUAGUGGCUGUUUCGCAACGAGUGCAAAAAAGAUCCAAACGAAAGUUAUGUGGUACCAUAUCAGUUCCUCACGAACGCAGCUAGUUCGUGGUCGUCGUCUUCGUUGUCGUGUGUGCCACGCGAAGCAUGGGCCGUAGGGAGGCGGGAAACAACGAAUAUCGUUCAUCUUGUUAUCGUGAGAAGUCCUGGCGGUCCUGGAUGCCUUGUGCGCAGGCACGCGCGCUUUCGCCAGAGGAUAGAAGACUUCACACCAUCGCACGCACGGUGAUGGUAUAUAAACCGCAGAAGAUAGCCAGCCCACUACACAGUCCUGCUGAGUGAACAGUUCGCGCAGCAACUAGCAAUACCCGGGAAGAGCACAGGCGAGCACAUACACAGACAUAUACGCACGGAGUAUAUCAGCUAGCGGACUUUAAUUCUUUACGGAGUUACACAGAGGAUCGAGACUACCGGAGUCGAGAGCGAGCAAGUAAGGUGUUUCGUGGUCAUAGUGUUCAUCUUUGGUAAAUUGGCGAGAAAUGGGCAACGGACGGGAACAAUUAAACUAGGAUUGAUUAUUCUGGCUGACGGGAGAGGCACCAAGCUAUCGAUUUCGACCCGCAAGCGAUCGUGACGAGUGGUUUUGGAUGAACAUUCGUUGUACUGUAUUUGGUGCAUAAUAAUAAUUCCUGGUUGCCAUCGGGAAAGACUGAUCGUGCAAGCGCGUUUCGGUUAAGCUUCGGAGCGGCAUUUUAAAAAUUUAAAGAUGAUUUAAUGUGUCGUAAAAUGAAAAUGUGGAUCUUUGGAUGAGUCAAUUGAGCUCAAUAAGCAAUCUAGAGUCUAUGAUUCUUCGAGUGCCAACUAUAAGGAAUGCGGCGCCGAUUACUACUAUAAUGGGCAAAGCCCCCUCAACUGCAAUCAAUUAUGUACUUCGUACGCCGGUAUCGGUCUGUAUUGGGCACUCUUUGCAUCGUUCAACUUGCAACAGUAUGCAGGGGUGUUCAGACCAUCCCACCACAUGUACCAUCUCGAACUAGAAAGAUAGUAGACACGCAUAUACUUGCAUAUCAUAGUAGCAUAGGUAUAGGUUUGCUGAGUUUAGCCGGGGAAUUCGUCAUUGAAAUAGGAGUAGCGUUAGCGCUCACUGGAAUAAUCAAUAAUAAUAUUAUAAUCCCUUCCAUUAGAGGAAGCACACGCUGAACUAAUUCGUUUGUUAAAAGGGUGACCAGAAAAGAGUGUACCUGGUGGUAUUAUAAUAAUUGUCGCUAGGCCGCCGGUGUGUACCGUGAAGCGCCCUUCGAAACACCAUCUACUUAAGCAGAUAAGUGGUUUGUAUAUUUUAGCCUAGGAUCCGGGCUUACGAUGUAGGACCCAAGCACUAAUCCUUGAAAACGGUCCAAUCACCCUUAGAUAGGAGCGUGUGCUAAUUAAUCGCUUUCCCGAAAUAAUGCGCCGUAGACGAUAAAAAAAAAGAAACAGCAACGGGCAGUCCUCCGGUCUAUCGACGCAAGAGUGCCCGAUUUACACCCUGUCCAACCAAGCAAUCGACAAGUGACGAUAUGAGCCCAAUUUCAUGAGCGUGUCAUUUGGUCGAACAAACAACCCAACCUCAUCGAACUGGCGGCACCGAGAAAGUGUCGUUAUAGCAGAAGAUGCAUCCGACAAGCACUAAGCAAACAAAGCUGGACGCAAUAAACUUGGCAGGACGACGAAGUGGUAUGCGCCUCGUCGCUGUCGCCGGAGCGCGGAUCUCUGAAAGGAGUGCUUGAUGAAGUUUGUAACGAACACUGCAAAAUGAAAACCAAAGCAAUCACACAGCAAUUAAGUUACUACAGGCAUGAUAAAGACGAUAUAUUUGAGCGUACAGCGUAAUCCAGGCAGCUUUUCCGAUUUCUGUCCAAUGCGCCCUUCUUAAUACCAAUCUGCCUGUGAAUGGCUGAUAAGCGUUCUUCUGGUAACCUAAAGCCCAAUAUAACAAUCUGGAGUUGAAUAUAUAGACCAGAAUAUCGUUAUAUUUUAGAACUUUUAUGCGGUAACUUUGAGCAGGUCUAUGCAAAGAACUAUUCUUUCUUGAAGAUAUUGAGAUAAAAGAAGCUAAUGGUUUACGUUGAUGAACAAAUGAACAGCAUACAAUUUUUACUUCCAAUUAUAAACCAUUGGACGUAGUUAACAUGCAACUUAUCGCCAAUUAAAGGAUGGAUAACGGUGGUACUCCAGCGUGAAUUAAUGGCAAAAUUGUUUCGAUGUUAGCAUUUCUUAGCAAGCCAUAAAUAUGGAAAUUGACAAUGCCAAAGCCUUAUCAGUUUGCAUCUCAACUAGAAGAAACAAAAACUAUUGCGAAGAGUUAUGUACGCUCUUGAACGCGCGCAGAAAACACUUGUAUUAAAAUAGAAGUGGAUUCUCGGCUCAACAGCAUGUCCUUAGCGAGGAAGCAAUUAGAGAGAAGUCACGCAUUCGCUAGCAUGCCCUUGGCUAUGAUAACAUUACACUUCCCGACAAACUACCGCAGCCGGCGUUGUAGCAGGCAGGAGGAAGAAUAAAUGGAAAAUACAGGGAAUAGCCUCUGGGUUGCAAAACCAAAAAUAACAUUUUUGUUUCCUUACAUGCUGCUCAGACAUGAAGCUGUAUCGUUGCACUUUCUGCUUGGUCGUUGUGCUGUUCGUGUCUGUUUGGUACGCCCACGGUCAGGACUCCGAAGGACGAUCGUUGGCCAACAUGGCCAAACUGCAGGUGCAAGGGAAACCGCUGGAGGCGAUAAGCAUCGGCUUAUUGGGUGCAUAUGGCGAUGGUAGUAACCAACACCUGCUGGAGCAGAGUGAGCAAUUAUCACGCCGGCUUUCACCAAAGAUAAACGACGAUAAGGAGGGUGAAAACAUGCUGGCCUGGUUGGGUAACGCACCGGUCCAGCCCACGCGUGAAAUGAAGCGCAGCUGGAACAGGAUGAAUGCAGUCUGGGGCAAGCGAGUCAACGCUGGUGGUCGCAAUGCCGGAUGGACCAAAUUUGGCGGAUCAUGGGGAAAACGUGAACCAGGCUGGAACAAUCUCAAGGGUCUAUGGGGGAAGCGCGCUGAGAAGUGGGACAAGCUAGCCUCCGCUUGGGGCAAACGACAGGAAGUUAGCCAAUCGUUUUAAUAAAGCCACAAGAUCUUUUAGGUUUGUUCAUUUGCUAGCCGUUCUCAAUACCCAUUUAGGAGCUGCUUUCGAUAAAUUGUAUUCAGUAUCAAAAAGCAGUUUGCAGCUGCAUCAUUUGUAAUGCAAACCAUAGCAUUGCUUCACUGGGGUGCAUUGCCGUUUGUUCGAUUUAUAUGCGUGAUGUAGAUAUGAUAGAGAUGGAACGCCAGUAGACUGUGCAGAAGUUAUAUCGAAUAGGAUCGUUAUUCACGAUCCAAAUACGGACCUGCAGUCGGUAAAUGAAAUAACAAUAUUAGUACAUAUUACGACAGAAUUAAUUUUUGAUCUCAUUAUUCGUCUUUAAAAACACUACCCUCUCCCCUCCUCGGCUUCCCUUAGGGCGGCAAGACGAUGGCUCGUAGCGCCUAUUUGACUUUUUUUUUUAGUUCAUAGACCCUUAGAUGGUGUUAUCAAUAAUGCAAAUCCAUAAAGAUUGUCGAGAAAACUUAGUGAUCAGUGUUACAAUCUGAAAUUAAAUGGCAGCAGCGUCAUAAAUUGUUUAAUUCAAUGCAAACUUAUUACUUGCAAUAAAAAUUGUAAUGAGAUAAAUACGGUUCAGCCCGUUGAAUAAUGAAACCAAGAGAACAAUCUUUAAAU
This is a messenger RNA of Anopheles aquasalis, 3837 nucleotides long. It is a transcript of the gene Mip, whose product is annotated as Myoinhibiting peptide precursor. The record is from RefSeq and is a predicted model, not a curated record. Lineage: Eukaryota; Metazoa; Arthropoda; Insecta; Diptera; Culicidae.